Molecule: messenger RNA, 2497 nt
Organism: Hypomesus transpacificus
Lineage: Eukaryota; Metazoa; Chordata; Actinopteri; Osmeriformes; Osmeridae
Gene: cd81a
Product: CD81 molecule a
Exons: 8
Coding region: 168-896 (242 amino acids)
Cellular component (GO): membrane
Source: RefSeq, a predicted model, not a curated record
GGUGUGGGCUGCCAUAUAUUUUUUCAGGGGCGGGGGAAUCACUGGGUGUUGCCUAUGUGCUUCGACUGAACCUCAGACCUACAAAGAGCCUUGUCGACAAAAUCAGUUUCCUUUUAUUCAAAGAUCUCUGACCUGCGUUGCGUCUAAAGGAUCCGAAAUCUUCAACCAUGGGAGUGGAAGGCUGCACCAAAUGUAUCAAAUAUCUCCUUUUCUUCUUCAAUUUCAUCUUUUGGCUUGCAGGAGGUGUGAUCCUGGGUGUGGCUUUAUGGCUGAGACAUGACCACCAGACCAGCAGCCUGCUGGAGCUCAAAUUUGAGGACUCCCAGCCUCCCAGCACCUUCUACCUCAGCGUUCACAUUCUGAUUGCUGUUGGCUCAGUGAUGAUGGUUGUUGGGUUCCUUGGUUGCUAUGGUGCCAUCCAGGAGUCCCAGUGUCUUCUAGGAACGUUCUUUGCUUGCCUGGUCAUCCUUUUCGCCUGUGAGGUAGCUGCUGGAAUCUGGGGCUUCAUGCAUAGAGAUACGAUUUCCAAAGAGAUGGUCAACUUCUACGACUCGGUGUUUGAGAAGGCGACGACGGAAUCCAUCACUGAGCCCGACAGGAAGCAGGCUGCUGCGUCCGUGCUGAAAGUCUUUCACGAGACGCUGGAUUGCUGUGGAAAGGGAGGUACUUCCCUGACGAGUAUCUUGACCAAGGGACUUUCUACGUUAGGACUCACUGAUCUCUGCCCUAAGUCAGCUGCCAGAAUGGAGAACUGUCACUCCAAGAUCAACGACCUGUUCUCUGAAAAGAUCUAUCUAAUCGGCAUCGCAGCCCUGGUGGUGGCUGUUAUCAUGAUCUUCGAGAUGAUCUUCAGCAUGGUCCUCUGCUGUGGCAUCCGCAACAGCCCAGUCUACUAAGAGCAGGGGGGAAGGACUGAAGGAGAACCUCUGCUGUCCCGUCUUUUCUACAGCCUGUCACAUUCACAUGUACUUGCUUGCCAAAUCAGUCAGUCCUACGAAGAUAAAAGCGAAAUCCGAUUUUGUAUUGUUACUGUCGUCGGUCACAGAUGCUGUUUAUAUUUGACUAACGCUAGUCUACACACCAACACACACACACACAAACCUUGCACUUACAUGCAUGCGCACAUCUACACCCACAUCAUGACCAGUACGGUCCAUCUCGAAUGAAUAGAUUAUCGAAAUAUGAGAAAUUGCUUCUUUCCAUACAAUUGUAUUCUGCUAGCUUAUUCAAAUGUAUCUGUAUAAACUGUAUAUAUUAUUAGCUGUGCAGUAGGACUGUCUAGCAUGAGUGUUGUGCUGAAUCCUGUACUCCUGUACUCUCUGCUUGUCUGCCAACAACCACUAAGGACCAGUGAAAGGAUGAUGGUGAUGUAGCACCAUGCCAGAGGAUCUGAACUAACCGAAGCCAUAGAGAGGUCUCUCCUAGACUCCCUGCCUUAUAGUGUGUCCAUCGUUCGUUGUGUGAUAUCCUGUCUUAACUCGUUGUGACUGUACACUAACUAGCAGUAUGGGGUUUGAUUCCACUAUACAGUUUACUAAUAGGCUAUUUUAUAAUUCUCCCUCCUUUAUACGGACCCCAUGUCUCAUACCGGCCACUUUGCAUAGCAGUUUCUUCGGUUUCCUCCAGGUCUGUUUAACCUCUGAUGAGAUGCCCUGUUGGCUUCGACUGCUAGCAUGAUGUAAUGAGACCUGGGCGCGAUGCCUUCUGCUGCACCUGACGUUUUCCGUCUCCGCCACCAGAGGGCGCUCCUGGCUAUGGAGCCAAUCUACAAGCUGAUCCUGAAUCAGUCUUAUGUUUCUCCACUGAUGCUUUGACAAACCGACCUUUAGUCUGUGGCCAGGGGCAACUUCAUUCCAGACCUCUUUUCCUAUCUGUUCACUGGCCUUCGGAAAGAGGCCGUGCUCAGUGGGUCACGCAUGAUACACACACACACACACACGCACUCACACACAUACACACACAAACACAGAGAGAGAGAUUCCCACUUAUGCACAUACAUAUUUACUGUAUCAUGAAGUGUAAUCGUACAUACUGUCAAUCUUUCUUCACCAACAGAUUACCACGCCUUGGUAUCCUGUUAUUUCUAUGCUGUUAAGCGGUCAAGUGUCUUGUAACAUGUACAGCUAUACUCUUCUACUAAUGACUAAUGUAAAGACAAAGUAAGCCUUUAUCUGUUGUUUGGUACGUUGUCAAGGGAAACAGCUGGGGAUUUCAGUGGCAGUGUUCUGAAGUCAGUUGAGUUUGAAAACGAGAACCAUGUGUGCUGGAGAGCAUACCAGCGGCAGAGUGUGUGCUGAGCGGGGCUGAGGUGGAUUGAUAAGAAUGACGAGGGCCAGCUAAACCGGCAGAGCUCUGGUCUGGUGCUGUAUGAUGUCACUGCCUUACUGAGACUCGACAGCUCACCGCCACUCAAAUCUGGGCCUUUUUCUCUCCUGUUUUAGACUUCGGUUUGGUUUGUUGCCCAAAUAUUAAGGGAUUAAAUGUAUUUUACAAAUAA